AAGAAUUAAAAUGUUUCUAAUUUUCCUUCUCUUGCCUUUUGGUUUAUCAAGUGCAGAUAACUGGGUGAAAGAGAUUCAGACUGCAAAUCAGAAUUCAUUUACAUGUGAAAUGUGUGAAUUGACGAGUAUUUACGUGAGAGAGUUCGUUCUUAACAAUUCAACAGCUGAAAACUUACAAAAGGUUUUAAGUGAGUUCUGCAAUAUGCUUUACAAGAAGAAUUCAGAAAAAAAGACGGAGUGUAAAAUCAUUUCUCAGAACAUGUCCCUAGACUUGACCCAGUUUCUUCAGCAUGUUUUUCAAGAUGAAUCUGCUCUGUGCACGUCCCUCAGUGCUUGCAGUAGUCCAUCUGAAAAAAUGACGAAGGUGAAUUUGAGUAUGUUAGGCUAUGAGUCCUGCAGUAUCUGUAAAUAUGUUCUUAACAGUUUACAAAACUCAGUCAGUAAUGCAACAAAUGUAGAGGCGAUAAAACAAACACUUUAUCCUUUCUGCUUUGCAGAGAAAGCAUGUGAAAAUUAUCUCGAUGAGGUUUUCGAAGAUUUGGAAAACAAGCUGAGAAAUCCACUAUUCUCACAAUCGGUUUGUAAAACAAUUGAAGCAUGUGACCCAGAAGACCCAGAAAGGAAUAGGGUUAAGCCUGAUCUUAAAAUCCGAAAAGAGAAAAUAAAGAAUCAGUUGUUUGCCUUCUGCUCAAUAGAAUAUGAUGUGAGUGUUUGUGAAAGCUAUGUAGCAGAAUAUACAGACCGUAUUGAGAAAAUGCUAAGAGAUAAAAUUUCUGCCGAUUUGAUAUGCCAAGAACUGAAUUUUUGUGCAAAAUCAUUAUUGAAGAAGGAUUCUGAAUAUCCCGCUAGGCCAGCACAAUCCUCUAAUGAGGAGACAUGCAAGCUAUGUGAGAAAAAUAUGCGGACAGCAUUUUUAAAAAUUCUAAACAAGGAUAAUUUGGCUCUUAUUGAUAAAACAGUUCUCCCUAUUUGUUCAUAUCCAUGGUUUAAGGAUUCCACUGUUUGUACUACUGCAAUUUCUAAUCUUGGGCCAAAAAUUUUGGCUGGACUGAUUAGGAUUGUCUGUACAAGAUGA
Eurytemora carolleeae is the source of this 1075-nucleotide messenger RNA. RefSeq lists its product as uncharacterized. The coding region runs from base 11 to 1075 and encodes 354 amino acids. Lineage: Eukaryota; Metazoa; Arthropoda; Copepoda; Calanoida; Temoridae. The record is from RefSeq and is a predicted model, not a curated record. The transcript is spliced from 16 exons.